Molecule: messenger RNA, 549 nt
Organism: Aspergillus glaucus CBS 516.65
Lineage: Eukaryota; Fungi; Ascomycota; Eurotiomycetes; Eurotiales; Aspergillaceae
Exons: 2
Coding region: 1-549 (182 amino acids)
Source: RefSeq, a predicted model, not a curated record
AUGUCGGAAAGGGAACAUUUCAGCCAUACAUGCCCACUAUGCCUAGAUAUGGUCGACGCCACUCAACCAACUUGCUACCGUGUGCUACCGCUGGAUGCAGAAUAUGCCGGAAUCGUCAACGAGAUGCCCCAGUGGCGUCCGAAAGUCACUUUCUCCUUGGAAAACACUUCAGUGGGGAAUUCCAUCUUCCGUCAGUUAAAUUACCCAAAUGGCAGAAGUGCUUGGUUUCUACAUACAAGAUGCCUGGACCUUGUCAGAGGAAUUGCUAUGCCCGAACUGUAUUUUCUGAUACGCUUGGUCGAAGCUACGUUUUUCUUGGAAGCAUGCGAACCUGCAAGUCAACAUGGCGCUUUCUACUCGGCCCAAGAAUUUCCGACCUCAAAGCCAAAGCGCGUGAGGUUCGUUGAAUGCACUAUACCGGUUAUCGGACAUCGGUAUCCAAGGCUGCAGUUUGAAGUCAACAAGAAAUGGGAGCCUCCGAUUGACUAUGCGCCUGGCCAAUUCGAUUCUCGCGUGAGCAUAGUAGACAACGUGGUGGGGAUUUGGUAG